AUGUCCGGAAUAAGCGAAUUGUGUGUGGGGUUUUUUUCUUUGAUUGAUUUGAUUGAUUGUUUACUUGUGAUGCUAGGUGUUUUCGGGGUAUGUGUAUGGUACCGGUGGGGUUUGUAUUUUUUUUUUAUUUGGGAGGGGGGGGCAGUUAGGGGCGAACAGGAUUGAAUUGAUUGAAUUGAUGUGAUUGAACUGAA
Messenger RNA from Tuber melanosporum (Perigord truffle), 194 nucleotides. RefSeq lists its product as uncharacterized. The coding region runs from base 1 to 165 and encodes 54 amino acids. The transcript has a single exon. NCBI's taxonomy places the organism in Eukaryota, Fungi, Ascomycota, Pezizomycetes, Pezizales, Tuberaceae. The record is from RefSeq and is a predicted model, not a curated record.